This is a messenger RNA of Manihot esculenta (cassava), 1065 nucleotides long. Its product is annotated as root phototropism protein 3-like. NCBI's taxonomy places the organism in Eukaryota, Viridiplantae, Streptophyta, Magnoliopsida, Malpighiales, Euphorbiaceae. Bases 523 to 975 code for a protein of 150 amino acids. The record is from RefSeq and is a predicted model, not a curated record. The transcript has 5 exons.
AGCGUUUUAUUAUAGGUUAUAUCAAUUCAGUUCACUUCCCAUCCCAUUCCCACGUCCUUCUUCACGCGGCACGAUACCUUCAUCUCUCUCAGACCAAAUCCCUAAUCUCCAUCCUUCGCCUCUUCAUCUCUUUUCAGUCCCGUAGCCACACCCACCCACACCAGUCGCCAGUCCCACAGCCACCCACCGGCCACCCAUCGGCCACCCACCCUACCACCCACUCACCAAAGCCAGUCUCUUCUCUCCAUCCUUUGGCCUUUGCCGCUUCAGUUCCGCUGCCACGACCACCCACCCACCCAAUCGCCAGUCCCACAGCGACCCACCAGCCACUCACCCUGCCACCCACUCGCCAAAUCCAGAGUCUCUUCUCUCCAUCCUUCGCGUGUCUCUCUCACGGCCAUCGCUCACGUCUCUCUCUCAUAGCCGUCGCUCGCGAGACUCUUUUUACUUGUUUGCUCUAGUUUUCAGGCACUUUUUAUGAGAAAAUUCUGCCCAAGUUUUGUUGGAUUUUAGUUUACAAUCAUGUGGGAGUCUGAGAGUGAAUCUGUUGUUGGUCGAGAUUAUGGUAAUGGAGUUCUUAGCUCAAGCAAGCAUGGCAUCAAGACCGAUGGGUUUGAGCUCAGGGGCCAGUCAUGGUAUGUUGCAACUGAUAUUCCAAGUGAUCUUUUAGUUCAGAUUGGAGUUGUAUAUUUCCACUUGCAUAAGUAUCCUCUGCUUUGUCAGUGUGAAAAAAUGAACAGAUUAAUAUAUGAAUCACGCGACCCAGACCUGAGUAAAAUAGCAUUAGAUGAUCUCCCAGGAGGAGUUGAAGGAUUUGAGCUUGUAGCAAAGUUCUGCUAUGGAAUUGCUGUUGAUCUGACAGCAGCCAAUAUCUCUGGCCUUAGAUGUGCAGCAGAGUAUGUAGAAAUGACAGAGGACUUAGACGAAGUGUUGAAAAGCUGUGAGAAGCUCUCACCAUGGGCGGAGAAUCUCUAGAUUGUAAGAAGAUGCAAUGAAUCCAUUGCCUGGAAAGCUUGUGCAAAUUCGAGAGGGAUCAGAUGGGCAUACACUGGAAAACCAUCUAUG